This is a messenger RNA of Olea europaea var. sylvestris, 555 nucleotides long. RefSeq names its product alpha-latroinsectotoxin-Lt1a-like. The coding region runs from base 1 to 555 and encodes 184 amino acids. The record is from RefSeq and is a predicted model, not a curated record. Gene Ontology annotation, molecular function: protein binding. The transcript has 2 exons. NCBI's taxonomy places the organism in Eukaryota, Viridiplantae, Streptophyta, Magnoliopsida, Lamiales, Oleaceae.
AUGUACUCUGAGUUUAAAGGAUACAUUUCUGCUCACGAUGUAUGGGUUCAUUUGACUCAUGAGAGAGAUUGGGACGAUGACGAAGAAAGUUAUGACAAAGACAAUGGGUCGAGCGAGAACCUUGAUUACAGGCCAUUGUACAAGGCAAUUAAAGAAGGUAAUUGGCAUGCUACUGAUGAAUUCUUUCAGCGGAACGAACUGCCAUUUAAUGCAAGAGUUUCAGCACACAAAGAGACAGCUCUGCACAUUGCAACUUUGUCUGGACAAACUGAAAUUGCAGAAAAACUUGUAAAAUCGAUGGAGCCACAAGACUUAGAACUGACAAAUGGUUAUGGAGCUACUGCCUUAUCUCUUGCAGCAAUCUGUGGCAAGAACAAACUGGCAGAAAAAAUGAUAAGUAAGAACAAAAAAUUAGUUACAAUAGUAACUAAAGGUCAUGAAGAUGGGCGUCUUCCUGUUAUUGUAGCUGCAUCGUAUGGACAAGAAAAAAUGGUUCGUUAUUUAUACAAAGUGACACCAAAAGAUGAGCUGAGUCCCGAAAAGGGUGAAAACUGA